Messenger RNA from Doryrhamphus excisus (bluestripe pipefish), 2800 nucleotides. RefSeq names its product recombining binding protein suppressor of hairless-like. The record is from RefSeq and is a predicted model, not a curated record. Gene Ontology annotation, cellular component: nucleus. NCBI's taxonomy places the organism in Eukaryota, Metazoa, Chordata, Actinopteri, Syngnathiformes, Syngnathidae. Gene Ontology annotation, biological process: regulation of transcription by RNA polymerase II. Gene Ontology annotation, molecular function: DNA-binding transcription activator activity, RNA polymerase II-specific; RNA polymerase II cis-regulatory region sequence-specific DNA binding.
CCGUUGUUUUGGCUCCUUGUCGCCUCUCCCACCUCCCACUCUUGGUUCUCUUAAUUAUCCUAGCCACUUUUUGACCUCCUACCAUCAGAAAGUGACCCGUUCUCUCCCUUCCAAAAAUGUCAUUCGGGUGGUAAUGGUGAUAGUCGCCUCAGUGUGCAGUGUCCGGGGGAGGGAUCUCGCGAUUGUUGGGAGAGGAAGGGGGGCGUUAUUUGGAAAAUGGCGCCCGUUGUUACCGGGAAGUUUGGAGAGCGAUGUCAGCCUCAGCGUUUAACAAGGGAAGCAAUGAGGACAUAUUUGAAGGAGAAAGAUGAUCAAACAGUCCUCAUACUCCAUGCAAAAGUUGCACAGAAGUCCUAUGGCAACGAGAAAAGGUUUUUCUGCCCUCCACCAUGUGUCUAUCUGCUGGGCAGUGGGUGGCAGAAGAAGAUGGAGAGGAUGGAGAAGGAGGGCUGCACGGAGCAGGAAUCCCAGACCUGCGCUUUCAUUGGGAUUGGCAACAGUGAGCAGGAGAUGCAACAACUCAAUCUGGAGGGAAAGCAUUUCUGCGCAGCUAAGACGCUGUACAUCAGUGACACAGACAAAAGGAAACACUUCAUGCUGUCUGUGAAGAUGCUGUAUGGAAACAGCGCCAACAUCGGAGUCUUCCUCAGCAAAAGAAUCAAAGUUAUCUCCAAGCCUUCCAAGAAAAAGCAGUCUUUGAAAAAUGCAGACUUGUGCAUUGCAUCAGGAACAAAGAUAGCUUUAUUUAACCGCCUGCGAUCGCAAACAGUCAGCACCAGGUAUCUCCAUGUGGAGGGGGGAAACUUUCACGCCAGCUCCCUGCAGUGGGGCGCCUUCUAUAUCCACCUCUUGGAUGAUGAUGAGUCAGAAGGGGAGGAGUUUGCUGUGCGAGACGGCUACAUUCACUACGGCCAGACCGUCAAACUGGUGUGCUCUGUAACUGGCAUGGCACUGCCGAGACUGACCAUACGCAAGGUAGACAAGCAGACAGCAUUGAUGGACGCAGACGACCCUGUGUCACAGCUCCAUAAGUGUGCUUUCUACCUGAAAGACACAGAACGGAUGUACCUUUGUCUCUCACAAGAUAGAAUAAUUCAGUACCAGGCUGCACCGUGCAUCAAAGAAGCAAAUAAAGAAAUCAUAAAUGACGGAGCCUGUUGGACCAUUAUCAGCACUGACAAGGCAGAGUAUACGUUCUAUGAAGGUAUGGGCCCUGUGACCACCCCCGUCACUCCUGUUCCUGUGGUGGAGAGUCUGCAGUUAAAUGGUGGAGGAGAUGUGGCCAUGUUAGAGAUAACAGGUCACAACUUCACCCCCAACUUGAGAGUGUGGUUUGGAGAUGUGGAGGCUGACACCAUGUACAGAUGCGGAGAGAGCAUCCUGUGCGUGGUACCAGACAUUUCUGCCUUCAGGGAGGGCUGGCGCUGGGUUAGACAGCCCGUACAAGUUCCUGUUACGCUGGUCCGUAAUGAUGGAAUCAUUUACGCCACCUCCCUCACCUUCACAUACACAUCGGAACCAGGGCCGCGUCCCCACUGCAGUGUCGCGGAGGCCAUUCUGAGGACACACAGCACCGCCUCACCAUCCCAGACUUCAUCUUCACCUUCUUCUUCUUCAUUCGCUGGACUCACCAACGGCCAGGUUUCUUACACCAGCAGUGACUCAAGUGUGUCAGUGUUGUCAUAGUAAUACAUAAAAUGAAGGAGGCUUGUUUCCAAGGAGGACCUUUUGACAACACUUGAUUGGAGAACAACUGUGGGGGUGGAUGGGGAAAAUAAAUGACUGUUUAGCUCCAUCUAGUGGACUAUGGUGACCCUGCCACACAAAUCCUCACUCCAGAAUGUGCCUUUCAGUUGCACCGUUUCAUGACAUUUGUAUUGCAGUAUACAGUAUACAGCUUUUAUACCACUAAGCUCAUCUUCUUUUUUUAACUAACAAAAUAUGUGAAUUUACAGCAACAGUUUUUUGUAUGAAUCGAGAUACUGCUACACUUUUUUGCUAUUACAUUUUAAAAGCUUGUUGAGGUACGUUUUGACUAUCGCUUGCCAUAUCAUUUUGCAUAGUAUGAUCACUUUUGUUACCUAGUUGAAAGUUAUCUGGUUAUGUUGUUUGAGUCAAGAAGGGCAAAAUAUUAUACACACCUCUCAGUAUAAUCCCUGCAAACUCCAGCCACAAUAUUAAACAUUACAUCUUGUUUAAUGAAUCAAUCAAAACUGAGCACUGUAAUCUUUGUAAAGGAAUUAUUUGUGAUCUUAGAUCUCAAUGUAGGCGUUCCUAAUCAUGUGCCCUGCAAGUGCCACUUUAGCUGUCUUUUGUAUGUUUUUUUUUUCUUCUGUUGGAUUUGAACUAUAGAAAAUGCAGGCAGAAUGCGCUGCUUAGUUCAAUCUUGUAGGGGCCUUAUUGGACUUGCCACUUAGGCAUGCUCCAUAGGCUAGAGGUCAAGGCUGUGCCACUAUUUUUAAACUGGCAGCCAGAUUGCUGGAAUGAAACCUUACACUUUUUUAGGCUACUGUUAGAGGCGGUGUGAGUCUGUUUGUGUCCUUUGCGCUAUUAAUGUCACUGCAUAAUCAUUUUAGUUCAACAGGCAGAUUGCUGUGGGGCGCUUGUGUGGUACAUUUCAAAAAACAUGCACGAAAACACACAUACAGUACGACAAACAUGGAGGCAUCGUGGGCAUAGUUUGAAGAUCUGCGAAAAUGGCACCACUCAAGUGUCCUGCCCGGCAAAGACAUGACAUAUCACGCUAUUCCUGUCAUGAUCCCAAGCUAAAGUUUAAAAUGUGUGUCAGAGGGGGCAUUAU